AUGAGGAUCUCUUUAUCUCUCUUUUCUGAAUCAGGAUUGCUGUGCUAUUGUGAGCGAUGUGUAAAUCGGACAUGCAACACAACUGGCCUGUGUUUUGCUGUCAUUGCAAAGUCUGCCGGACAAUUUGUGGCCCAGGAGAGUCAGUGCAUUCAGCUGGAUGAUCUAUACCCACGGGACAGGCCUUUCCAAUGCGCCCCCUCCAACAACGGCAAACAUCCGUUUUGCUGUGACACACACAUGUGCAACAAGAACCCAAAGGUCAACCCAGAGUUGCCUGAUGCUGAAAUUGACACUCUGAGUCCCAUAGCCUUGGCCGCGGUUAUUGCCAUCCCCAUCUGCGUGCUGAGCUUCAUGCUGGUGCUUCUCUUCUACAUGUGCCAUAAUCGCUUCACCAUCCACCAUCGUGUGCCAAGUGAGGAAGACCCCACUAAGGACCACCCGUUCCUUGCUGACGGCACCACACUGAAGGACCUCAUCUAUGACAUGACCACUUCUGGAUCAGGCUCAGGUUUGCCACUGCUAGUGCAGAGGACCAUUGCCAGGACCAUCAUCCUCCAGGAGAGCAUAGGGAAGGGCCGUUUUGGAGAGGUGUGGAGGGGCCGUUGGCGUGGAGAGGAGGUGGCAGUGAAGAUCUUCUCCUCCAGAGAGGAGCGCUCUUGGUUCCGUGAGGCGGAAAUCUACCAGACUGUCAUGCUUCGUCAUGAGAACAUCCUGGGCUUCAUUGCUGCAGACAACAAAGAUAACGGCACGUGGACUCAGCUCUGGCUGGUUUCUGAUUACCAUGAGCACGGCUCGCUCUUUGACUACCUGAACAGGUACACGGUCACAGUAGAGGGCAUGAUCAAGCUGUCUCUCUCCACCGCCAGUGGUCUGGUUCAUCUACAUAUGGAGAUUGUAGGCACUCAGGGUAAGCCUGCAAUAGCCCAUCGUGAUCUGAAAUCCAAAAACAUCUUAGUGAAGAAGAAUGGUACCUGCUGCAUUGCUGACCUUGGAAUGGCUGUGCGCCACGACUCAGCCACAGACACAAUUGAUAUUGCACCCAACCAUAGAGUGGGCACUAAAAGGUAUAUGGCCCCUGAGGUGCUGGAUGACACUAUUAACAUGAAGCACUUCGAGUCUUUUAAAAGGGCAGACAUCUAUGCCUUGGGUCUGGUGUUUUGGGAAAUUGCUCGCAGGUGUUCAAUUGGAGGCAUCCAUGAGGACUACCAGCUGCCCUACUAUGACCUUGUACCAUCUGAUCCAUCAAUAGAGGACAUGAAGCAGGUAGUGUGUGACCAAAAGCUUCGUGCCAACAUCCCUAACAGGUGGCAGAGCUGCGAGGCCCUGCGUGUGAUGGCAAAGAUCAUGAGGGAAUGCUGGUAUGCCAACGGAGGAGCUCGCCUCACGGCGCUCCGUGUGAAAAAGUCUCUAUCCCAGCUCAGUCAACAAGAAGGAAUCAAGAUCUAAAGCACAACUCUCAUCAUCUUUACACUGCCUGUCCUCUCCCUCCACGCAUCUAGAGAGGACAGCGCGUGACCUACAUCCGGUCUGGAGGUUUACUUCAAUCAGGAAUAUCGAGGGACCAGAAAGGAUUGGUGCUGUUUCACUGUUGUAAGACCAUGAACAGAUACCUCCUCAUCAUGCAAGAGCACCUCAGAUAAACUUUACCAGCCAUGCUUCAUCUGGUGAGUCACCAAACAACAACCACAGAUGGCCAUUCGGUGUCAUUGAUGUGCUUUUCAAACUGGACUUGAGCCUUUUGGACUUGUUUCUGUAUAUAGCCUGUUGUCUGUAGAUGUACAUAUCUGAUUUGCUUGUAUGCUCGUAUAUUCACGUCUAGAUUAACACAGAAACAAAUACUGUACAUAAUGACACGCUGCAGUGUUUGUCCCAGGAAGUGCCACUGCUCUGAAUCAGUCCUGUUUACCAUAUUUGGUAAAAAAAAAAAAAAAAAAAAGGUAUCUUUGUAGGUGCAAAGUCACUACGUCUCUUUACAACCGACAUUGGAUUUACACCAAGCACUUGUUUGCAAACAGCUCAUCAGUUGAAGAAAACACUGAAAGUAAAAAAUGCUGAUUGCUGUCGCAGCAACUCCAAAGAGUCACCUGAUUAUGUGGAAGUGGUUUCAUAAUGUGGAUUGUGCCUUCACUGUACUCUCUUUCCAGAGACCAAGAGCGAGCCUGAAGGGACCAGCCAGAAAACUGGGUUAGUCAUCAAAAGCCAUUUGUACAAAGGCCGCCUUAGCUACAGCACAUCUAUGUAACUGUAAUAAGAAUGUGUAUGAUUUAAUGCACAUUUGAAUGGACGGUGCUUGGUUGCAAUUCGAUUAUAUUUUUCUGUAGCAUUUACAGUUUUCAUUCAUGCACGUUCAGGGUUAGUUAACCCAAAAAUGUCAAUGAUUGCUUACCCUCAUAAGACCCAUAACACCUUCGUUCCUCUUCAGAUCACAAAUUAAGACAUUUUAGAUGAAAACCAAGAGCUUUCUGUACAUGCAUAGACAGCAAGGGUCCUGCCACAAUCAAGGCACGUAAGGACAUCGUUGGACAUGUGGUUCCACUAGUGGUUCCAUAAUUUCAUAAAGAAUAUUUCUGUGUGCAAAGAAAACAAAUGAUGACUUUAUUCAAGGAUUUCUUCUCUUCUGGGACAGUCUUCUACCAUUAUCGACACAUGCGCAUUGUUUACCUCUGCUUAUGAACAAGGUGAGGUGCGCGUCAGCAGCAACACGUGCAUGCGUCGAUAAUGGCGGAGGACUGUCCCGACUGAUGUCACGUGAACCGUUUUAACAAUGUCCUUACUGCAUUUCUGUGGUUUAAUCGUGGUAGGACCCUUGCUGUCAGGGUCAGAGAGCUCUCAGAUUUCAUCAAAAAUAUCUUAAUUUGUGUUCUGAAGAUGAACAAAGCAUAAGGAGUAAUUAUUGACCGAAUCUUUCGGUGAACUAUCUCUUUAAGAAAACAUGGAUAUAUGUAGCUCAGAAAGACACUAACUAUGACCUAUCUAAUGUAUUUAGCUCUGUGUAUAUAACCUGUACAUGUUCCUCUGGUUGACUUAUCCAGUUUUGCUGUAAAUGCUGUUUUUAUGGAGCCGGAUUCAUUCAGAUCACCAUAUUGAUUGUGUCCUCCUGCAUAUAGUUAAGCACUAGUCUUUGAGCCGCGUGAAUCUCGUGGAUGUAUCAUGUAACUCUGUGUGUCUGUAUUUGGUCAAGCUAAGCAAUAAGUGCUCCUUUAAUUAUUAUUAUUUUUUUUUUCAUUGCUGGAAGGUACGAGUGCUAAAAGUCAAUGAAUGUGAUCUCAAAACUUUUUAGACAGUCAGUAGACAUUUGAAAGAAAUCUGUUAUUAUUUGGACAGCCAGAUAUAAAACCGAAAAACAUCUUCUGGGGUGUUUUUAACAGUCCAGUCAGGAGGAAAUCUCUGUGUACCAAAGACACUGUUUGAAGAUGAGGAUCUGAAGAUGUUAACCAGGCUACUUUAAAGGGAUCCUUCACCCAGAAAUGAAAAUUGUCAUCAAUUACUCACCCUCAUGUAAUUUCAAACUAAUAAGAUGUAAAUACUUAAAGACUAAAAAUAAGACAUAUUACGAUCUUUUUAAUGAAAUCUGAGAGAUUCCAGUGCCUCCUUUGAAAGUCCAUGAAACCAAAAGUUGAAAGGGUUAAUGACCAGAGUUAAAAGAAAUGCAUUGUGUUGUUCUUCAUAUUUUGAAGACAUGAAUUAUGAGCAUUUUUUACAAAGUCAUUGAGCUUUGUGAAGUGUCAUAGUUGCAGCAAAAUGGACUAAAUAGAAUUUAGUUUUAAUAAACAUAUCCUUAUUUGUGUCAAAGAUGAAUAAUUGAUGACAGAUUUUUUUCAUAACUCCCCAUCACUCUGGAUUUCUGUUAAAAACACAAUGCCAACAACCACCAGCAGCCUUCAGAACAUUAGUCAAAGAAUGAAACAAAUGUCUAGAUAUUCACAACCUCACCAGCUCAGACAUUUUCUAAAGAAUCAGUUUUCUUAGUGUUUUGUUGUUGUUGUUGUUGUUUGUGGUCAUUUACUUCAACUAAAGAGUCAGUUUACACAUUUUAUAUACAGCGAGUGAAAUAAGUAUUAAACACAUCACCAUUUUUCUCAGUAAAUAUAUUUCUAAAAGUACUGUUGACAUGAAAGAUGUUGGUAACAAUCCAAGUAAUUCAUCCAUACAAAGGAAGCAAAGCAUAUAAAUUCAGAAAUUAAGUUCUGUGUAAUGACCCAGGGGGAAAGUAAUGAGCGCAUGGAGAAAGGGAGGUGCAAAAUGCAUCGAAAGCCAAAAAACCAGCAGAAAUCUACAGUAUCAGUAAUUAGAAAGCAAUUUCCAUUCAGUAUUUUCAAUUUGAGCUUAAAAGGGGGUCACACUACAAUAGCACCAAACUGUUCUGCCACCCACAGUGGCAUGAACUCGAUGAAUGAACGAGUUCCUGCUCAGAUAGGCAGGAAAUGAUGUGGGAUGCAGCCAGGAACACUUACACUAUGAUAUGCAAUCUCACUGUGUUCUCCAGUGCAUGAUGCGAAACAAGUGCCUCGGUUUUAUAAAGAUUUCUGCAAAGUCACAAAUGAUUGGUGUUUCCAGUCCCCGAAAACCAGAAUGAAUCUGUAUUUGCAACUAUCUUCUGCAUUUUAAACGUCAUACCUUUGUUCUUCUUUGUUCAUUCCAGGGUUAUGGUUCAUCAGCAGACAAAUUUUGUUAUUCACAGUCCGUUCCUUUGUGUUUUAGUCAUUCCAGACAGUCAUUCUAGCCUUUUUAUAUCGAGUCCCUACUCUGUGGUUGGUGUAAAUGCAGUGUGGGAUUUUGAUGACAUUGAAGCUUCUAACAAGAGCUGGAACAUCAUUUAAAAAAAAAAAACAGUGCAAAACAAAAAAAAAACUCAUGUCAGAGCAUACCUCUUUGGACAAAUAUGAUCAUUUACCUCAGUGUACAUAAGGGUUUGUUCAUUUAGACGCGACGUUGAUUUGUAAAAAGUGCUUGCAAUGAGAAAUGUUUGUAUGUUUUAUUUGUUUCAUUGAAGAAAUUGCAGAUGAUGAUCAUAUUCCAGUGCUCUAACUAAUGUUUGAAACGCUUGGCAAUCUCUGUAAAUGCGAAAGAUGUUUGAGUCUUAUGUUAUCAUUUAGAGUGGAGCGUUCGCCGGACUGAUCGAGGAAGUGUCCGAUAAAUCACUGAUAAUGGAUGAAGAGAUGAACGCUCAAAUGGUACUGAAAAUCUCUUUCUGUUUUUCAGUGUUAAACUUGUACAUUUGAAAUUCAUAAAUAGGUACUUAUUUUA
Molecule: messenger RNA, 5247 nt
Organism: Carassius gibelio (silver crucian carp)
Lineage: Eukaryota; Metazoa; Chordata; Actinopteri; Cypriniformes; Cyprinidae
Product: TGF-beta receptor type-1-like
Exons: 9
Coding region: 1-1446 (481 amino acids)
Biological process (GO): transforming growth factor beta receptor signaling pathway; nervous system development; activin receptor signaling pathway
Cellular component (GO): activin receptor complex; plasma membrane
Molecular function (GO): transforming growth factor beta receptor activity, type I; activin binding; SMAD binding
Source: RefSeq, a predicted model, not a curated record